AUGUCGCUGCCCUCUCCUGAGUACGGGCGGGAUCGGAAUUCUCCCCCGCCUGCGGUGCCCUCUCAGCCCCUGGAUCCUGGCACUCUUCUCGGCUCUCGCCAAAGGAGAGCGGGCACGAGGGGGAGGGUGGGAACGAGGGUGCCCCCGCUUUCCGGGGUGGGACGCGCUCCCCCGGGCCACAGCCCGGGCUCUAGGGGUCUCCGGUCCAGCGGAGGCCGGCCGGGGCGCCCCGGGCGCGGCGUCUCGUCUCUCUUCGCGCUCCGCGGGGGCUGCUCGGCUGGCCGGGCAGGGAGGCCGCGGCUCCGGGCUCGGGCUCAGGCUCGGCGCGGGGGAGCAGCGGCGGCAACCCGGCCGCCUCGUCCCCCGGGGCCCGCGGGGCUGCCCGCGCCGCCACCCCGGACGCCACGCUACCCGGACUCCGCGCGAGCGGGGGAGCUGGCGAACAUACGCGCGGUCCCCGGGCUCGGUUCGGGCUCCGGCUGCGCUCCGCUGCAGGCCCCGGCUCCUCCCCGGCCUCCGCGCGGUUCCUCGCCCCCCUCCCCUCGUGUCCCCGCCCCCCGGCCCAGCCCGGCAGUCACGGCCGGCGUCUCCCCGCCCGGGUUAAGGAGGCUCGGGGAGCUGCAGGGGAUCCCUCCUUCCUCUGGCCCGGGCGGCCGCCCAAGGCUCUUUCCCUCCGGCAAGAUGAUGGGCACCUCCGCCCACCCAUCCCGAAGGGCCGUGCAGCCCCGACAUCAGCCGACCUGCUCCAUCCAGUUAGUACUGGAGGCUCAGUGUCUAAGUGUCAGAAGCCUGGGGGUCCGGUAG
Molecule: messenger RNA, 804 nt
Organism: Trichosurus vulpecula (common brushtail)
Lineage: Eukaryota; Metazoa; Chordata; Mammalia; Diprotodontia; Phalangeridae
Product: collagen alpha-1(I) chain-like
Exons: 2
Coding region: 1-804 (267 amino acids)
Source: RefSeq, a predicted model, not a curated record